CGUCGUGGCGCGCGGGAAGGUGGGUAAAAGGCUACCGAGCGAGUCUGCCGCCGCCGCUUUUCAGUACGUGACGGACGCGCGCGCAUCGCGACACGACCGAGACGCGCGGGACUCUGCUGCAGCAGCCGCCGCCAACACCGCCGCCGAAACCGCCGAAACCGCCGGAACGUAUCGCCGAGACGGACAAUUGUGAUUCCAGAGCCAGUUAGUUCUCCCUACAUGCGUGUGCUGCAACACUUCCGUUACCAUUGUCGACGACGACGAAACCGAAAUGGCAGUCGUCCGGAUGGCCACAAAACGGUUUUUCGCCACCCGCGACUCCAUCAACGGCAACAACGUUAAGAAUUAUAAUAUCGCCGCCGUCAUCCUGUGUAUCACAACUUUAGUCCUGCAUUCAGGCGACGCAGGAGUGUUGGAUGACAAUUACGGAAGAUACAUUGGGUACAUUAAGGGCAUCGCUCAUGGUGUCCGUGGAACCGUGUACGCAGUAGACGAAAACACGCUUUUCAUCCGGGAAUUUUUCUACGAUGGUAUUGGCCCGACUGCUUAUUUUUGGGCUGGGAAAUCAUCAAGAAUUUCUCCGGACGGAUUUACCAUUCCAUAUCCUGAGGACUAUCCGGCAGUGGAACCGCCCCCGCUACAGACGCACAACAAUUCGAACAUCAUAUUGCGGUUGCCGGGCGGAAAACGCAUCAAAGACAUCAAAUGGCUAUCGGUCUGGUGUAGGCGGUUUACGGUAAACUUCGGCGAGGUGUUCAUACCGGUCACACUGGACCCACCCAAACCUCGGAUCUUACCAGAGUUUAAACGUUUCGCUCACAGCUUGCGGUCGGGAAACAUCAGUAUUCUGGACGCGCGGACAUUCUACAUACCAAAUUUACACUACGACGGCUUGGGGCCGGACGCAUAUUUUUUCGUCGGAAAUGGAUCGGAACCGUCGCCGUACGGCGUCAAAGUACCGAACGAAGUCGGAAGCUUGGAACCACUGAAAGGCUACCAGGGUGAAGACAUAGAAAUCCAAUUACCAAGAAGCCUGACGAUGCACUCGAUCGAUUGGCUGGCCGUCUGGUGCGUGCAGUACACGCACAAUUUCGGCCACGUCAACGUCCCGGACGACUUGGACGUGCCACCGGCGUUGGGGCAGACCAAGCUCACCGUGAGUAGUAAAUUCAGAGGCGGCGGUGGCGGACAGGGCUCGGGCGGUAGGCCGACGACUGAUGGGCCGACGAAAAAACCGCGGCGCCAUCAGACGUGGUCGUCAUCUCAGCCACCGUCGCCGCCGCCGCCGCCACCGUGGGUUUUCGAAUCUUAUCCGCAAACCAGACGUGAAGUCUUUGCCAAGAUACCGCGGUACCCUAACUACUAAUAUAAUCAUAUUCCAUAAUGACAUUAGUACACUAUUUACCAACAUAACUGUACACCCCGAUUAUAUACGUUCUAUAACUAUUUUACCUAUCAUUUCGUAUCCUUAUA
Diuraphis noxia (Russian wheat aphid) is the source of this 1473-nucleotide messenger RNA. RefSeq names its product protein Skeletor. NCBI's taxonomy places the organism in Eukaryota, Metazoa, Arthropoda, Insecta, Hemiptera, Aphididae. The record is from RefSeq and is a predicted model, not a curated record.